Messenger RNA from Linderina pennispora, 623 nucleotides. RefSeq lists its product as uncharacterized. Bases 298 to 594 code for a protein of 98 amino acids. NCBI's taxonomy places the organism in Eukaryota, Fungi, Kickxellomycota, Kickxellomycetes, Kickxellales, Kickxellaceae. The record is from RefSeq and is a predicted model, not a curated record. The transcript has 3 exons.
CUGCCACUAUUAUAUUCUAUCUCACACUGGAAAUCGACAAAGCUUGCUUGCUUGUAAGUACGCUGCUCGCCAUUCAGCCACCAGUAGAGGCGAGAUUCAUAGUGUGACGCUGAGCUACAUGCUGCAGGCUAGUCAUUACUGCACAUGUAAACACAGCAUCCUACCUGGCUCCCAGCAGGCUGUCGUAUAUCUAGCUAUGUGCGCUUUGUCAAUGGGCCACUUUCAGAGUCAGCCUCGGCUUUCCGCUGCCCCCUUUCACACAUCCCGGCGCAGUGGGCAUCACUUAUCCCUUUGUGCAUGGGCAUUAUACUGCGCAUGUCGACCCAACUAAUCGUGCUGCAUUCGUGUGGCCAUGUGUAUGCCUCACGUAAUUUGAAUGCGUGCUCAUCGUGUUGUCUGGUUUUUCCUUUGACGAUUGGCCCUGCGAACGCUACUGAACGCCGGUUUCCCUAUUUGGUUUGUGUUGCUGUAGCGCUAUCUCUAAACCCCUCGGCCGACCGAAUCCACCCAGUAGCGCCCGACGAGACCCAUCACGCUUUGCAGAUCAUCGACCUCUUUACCGAAGCGCCGACCACCUUGUCGAAACCUCUGUAAGUUGCGGGUCUCUAGCCCCUCCACUCCUG